This is a messenger RNA of Aspergillus eucalypticola CBS 122712, 2641 nucleotides long. RefSeq lists its product as uncharacterized. Lineage: Eukaryota; Fungi; Ascomycota; Eurotiomycetes; Eurotiales; Aspergillaceae. The transcript has a single exon. The coding region runs from base 1 to 2589 and encodes 862 amino acids. The record is from RefSeq and is a predicted model, not a curated record.
AUGCCUGCGACACUGAGGAGGACGCUGUUGCUGGCCCUGUGGGCCGGCAGCCUGGUUUCCAGCUCCUGGGGAGCUGAUUUACCUACUACCGAUAUAGUAGCCUCUAACCCUAGUAUCACUCCUGCUCCGGUAGCAGGAGCUUGGCUGGCUGAGUCGGAUUCUGCCGCCAUUGAGCAUGAGGUGGAUGAAGACGAGCACCCUCGGCUGGUGGCUAGAAAGAAGAAAAAGAAGACAAGCAAGAAGUCGAGUAAGACGAGCAAAAAGUCCAAGACAAAGACUUCUACUUCGACCAAGGACACGACCACUCACACGACGAGCACAAAAUCCAAGACUUCUACUUCGACCUCGACCAAGGAUACGUCUACUCACACAACAAGCACCAAGUCUCCCGAGUCUCACAGUACCUCAACCUCAACCAAGGAUACUUCUACUUCCACGAGUACCAAGACACCAGAGGUACAUAGCACCUCGACUUCGACAGAGGCUACACCUACUCAUACGACCAGCACCAAGACACCUGAGGAUCAAAGUACCUCGACGUCGACGAAGGCCACUCCUACGCAUACGACCAGCACCAAGACACCCGAGAGCCACAGUACCUCAACAUCGACCAAGGCCACACCUACUCACACUACGAGCACCAAGACACCCGAGGGCCACAGCACCUCGAGUAGUGCGGCUUAUGAGACCUCUGCAUCGGGAGGCCAGUUUGUGCAAACCCCAACUCCAGGGACAUCAACACGGACAGUCUCGGAGGGGUCUGCUGCAGGCACUUCAACUCACAGUCAUACCACAAGCCCAGGGUCGUCUACUAGCGGCAGCCACACGCAUACGACGAGCACUGAAUUUCAUCAAUUGUCCUCCAGCGCUGCACACCACCAUACAAGCACAGGGUCUGAGCACCCGACCUCCACCCCUGAAUCGCACUCUGCAUCGCACUCUGCGUCCCACACUGCAUCCCACACCAUAACCUCGGGAUCUGCGCACAUAACCAGUAGCAGUGCCGUUGAGACUUCAUCUCAUACUGUGUCAUCAUCUAAGCCAAUCAUUUCUUCGGGCGUUGCAACUUCCACAAGUGCUACACCGGUUAGCUCUGAAGCUGCCCAGCCGACUGAUGAUGGCUCGGGUGAUGAUGGGGAUGACGGAGAGGAAACUGGCGAUGACUCUGGGGAAGAUACCGGCGACGAUUCUGGUGAUGACACUGGCGAUGACGGAGAUGAUACUGGUGAUGACACUGGUGACGAGUCGGGCGAUGACUCUGGUGAUGACACUGGAGACGAUACUGGCGAUGAUACUGGCGAUGAUACUGGCGAUGAUACUGGCGAUGAUACUGGCGAUGAUACUGGCGAUGAUACUGGCGAUGAUACUGGCGAUGAUACUGGCGAUGACACUGGAGACGAUACUGGCGAUGAUACUGGUGAUGACACCAGCGAUGACACCAGCGAUGACACCGGAGAUGAUACUGGCGACGACACCGGCGAUGACACCGGAGAUGAUACUGGCGAUGAUACUGGUGAUGACACCGGCGAUGACACCGGAGAUGACACCGGAGAUGACACUGGUGAUGAGUCUGGCGAUGACUCUGGGGAUGACACCGGCGAUGACACUGGCGACGAUUCUGGUGACAAUUCCGGUGAAGAUUCCGGUGAAGAUUCCGGCAACGAUACCGGAGAUGAUUCUGGUGACUCUGAUGAUGGCUCAGCUACCACUACCUCGCCUGCCACUUCAUCCUCCGCGUCUCCAGCUGCCAGCUCAAGCGCAGCUGUCUCGGAACUGUGCAGCCCCCAAUGCACUGAAUGCCUGUCAACUGACACAACCGAUACCUCAGGCACGUCAUUCAGACGGUCCGGUCUAUUCAGCAGAGGGCUCGCUCAAAGGGCCUCCAGCUUUCUCGCCUGGAUGUCCACCCAGAUGCAGACCGCACAGCCCCUUGUCAAGAGCACUAGCGGCGUAACGACAUCUACAUUCGUCGUUUUUGGCAGCGGUACAAGCAGCCUUUCCCAGGCUAAUGUUCGCGGAUGCACUGUUCUCUACGUUGUCUCCAAGUACGCUGUGUACGAGGCGCACCUGUGGGAAUCCCCGGGAUUUGUGUCGAGCCAGAACGGCACUGUCGCCUUCAACGAGCAAUCAUUCCAGACCAACAUUAUCAGCUACCUGACGAACGACGUGAACCUCAAGCUGCCACAGCUCACUGGCACCGCUGCGUACCCCGACCCUGGCACUCAGAUCUACAUUGGCACGCCUGUAGCUGCCACCGGACAAGGCGCAAAGUACGUGUCUCAAAUCUCGCGCAUCGCAUCAACAGUCAACCAAAUUCUUGGGCUGUCUUCUGAGCCGGCUGAGUACUACUACACGCCCACUGGCACGGACGGUGAAAGUAACUGGCUAUUCCAGUACAAUGAGAACGCCUGCAACAAACCUGUGUGGCAGAUUUGGUAUGGUGGUGUGGCGGAUAAUGCGCUGUGGUCAUCCAGCCAGACGUCUAGCUCCUGCGCCUCUAGUGCAGCGACGCCUUCUCGCACACCAGGAGUUCCUGCCUAUACCCCGUCCACCAUGAUUGUCAUGCCUAAAGCGACACCUGCUUAUUAGCGGGGCUGCUACUAAUUUCUCGAACUCGAGCAUGAGCUGAGCCUUGCUGCCA